GCAGACGUCAAACGUCAACGCCGAGUGGGCGGGGCGUAGAGCAGUUUUGAACAUGGCGGAUAAAGAUAAGAAAAAGAAGGAGAGUAUUUUUGAUUUGUCGAAAUACAUCGACAAACAUAUAAGAGUAAAGUUCCAAGGAGGUCGUGAAGCAAGUGGUGUCUUAAAAGGAUUCGACCCGCUGUUGAAUCUUGUGUUGGAUGGCACUAUUGAAUACAUGCGAGAUCCGGAUGAUCAGUACAAGCUGACCGAAGACACCAGGCAGCUCGGUCUGGUGGUUUGUCGAGGGACGUCCGUCGUGCUUAUCUGUCCACAGGACGGGAUGGAGGCCAUUCCAAACCCUUUCGUUCAACAGCAGGAUGGAUAAUAUUCAGCCUUUUUUUUUUUCCACUUGCAUUUUGUAGAUGUCUGGUUAAAAAAAUGAAUACUUUUUGUUAGGUCUGAAAUAAUGAAAAAUGUAACAUUUUGUAUUUAGACUCAGGAUAAAUUCGUUUUGUUUGUUUAUGAAUGUGUUAAUGGUUUUGAAUUAUAAGGCAUGUUUUCUGUUCAUGAAAAUAGGUGCGUAAUACUGCCCUGGUUCUUUCAGUGUUGUUUUGCUACUGACGUUCAUUUGGACCAUAAUAAACAAAGACUGUGCCUGUACCUCAAAGGGUGGACCCCACAGCUUUACCUAUCCAGAAAGCUUUUGUACACACACAUAAACAGUUGGACAUUGUCAGGAAGCUUUCACAGAACAUCAUUUGUAUAAUAUUUUGAAAGCCUUUGGUUUCAAGGCGCCUUGAGAAAACAUUCUUGUUUGCUUUUGUGGCGUCCUCUACUCUGUUUUACAUUUACAAAACUAAUUCCUCAGAUUAAAGACUCAGUCAUGGACCCUU
Pimephales promelas (fathead minnow) is the source of this 872-nucleotide messenger RNA. It is a transcript of the gene lsm7, whose product is annotated as LSM7 homolog, U6 small nuclear RNA and mRNA degradation associated. Gene Ontology annotation, biological process: nuclear-transcribed mRNA catabolic process; mRNA splicing, via spliceosome. The record is from RefSeq and is a predicted model, not a curated record. Lineage: Eukaryota; Metazoa; Chordata; Actinopteri; Cypriniformes; Leuciscidae. Gene Ontology annotation, cellular component: spliceosomal tri-snRNP complex; catalytic step 2 spliceosome; Lsm1-7-Pat1 complex. Gene Ontology annotation, molecular function: RNA binding.